CUCGUGGUGCAGGAGGAAGCAGUGUGCCGUUUUCAGUCAGCGAUACCUAGAAUUGUAUCUUCCGCGGAAUGCGAUUACUGCUUAAACCACAUACAGCUCCCAAACGCGCGGUCCACUUAGAAGUAAACGGCUCAGGGCCGGGAUGUAGCUCAGUGGUUCCGGCGCCUGCCUCGAAAGAGCAAGGACCCGAGUUCGAUCCCCGGUACCAAAAAUAAAUGGCUCAGUCUCACAUUUUAGCAUCAGUCGUAGUGAGUCGGAUGGGUGAAUUUUCGGAACGAGCUAAGGUAGACUGUGAGCCCCUCCAUCUCCUUUCUUGUGCCAGGCUGCGUGGAUCCUGUAGGAAAUCCCUCGGGAGCUGGAACAUAACCCUUACCAUGUCAGUGUGCUUCGGCCCGGGCUGAGCUCACACAUUUAUUCUCAGGUCAGGCUGAGUCUUCUGUUUGGAAAUGCGGUCUACAAAGCGCAGUGGGCAGCAGUCUAGACAGCGUCAGCUCUCCCCUUCCCACACACCUCCUCCUUGGAGAGUCCAGUGACUGCAAAACAGAUUUUUGGAGAAAAAUCUGCUGCUAUUUAUUGCUGGAGAAAAAUAACUUUGGGAGUUUUUGUAUCUAAAUAGGCUUUUGUCUAGAAUAUUUAGUUACGGGGGCCGGGGAUUUAGCUCAGUGGUUCUGCCACCUGCCUCGCAAGCGCAAGUUCAAUCCCCAGUACCAAAAAAAAAAAAUUUACUGUAUUUUAAUUAGGUAAUUUUAACAGCUUUUUCCCUGAGAAGUUAUCAGGUAUACAUCUGACAAAUUGUAUUUUUAAGUCCCAUACACUGUAUUCUAGCCAAGAAAGUUUACAUUUAAUAGCAAAAGAUUUUUGGUUUUGAUGUUUUUAAUCUGUUGACUUUCACAGCUAACCCUAAAAGUGACAUUGUAAGUAGAAGAUGCAAAAGUAAGAUCUGCCACUUUCGCUUUAAAGCAAAACUAAGUUGUGUUUUAGUGUUGAGAAAGUUGCGGCUCAGGUUUAUGCGAGCCAAACCGUUCUUGUCUCCAGAAGUAUUGCAGAACGGUGCGGGAAGGUCCAGGAGGAGCCGGAGCCGGGGCAACAGAGGGCCCGGUCCCUCAGUCUGGAUCGGCCUCUUGGCCCCAGGCGUUAGGCAUGGGGGUCCCUGUGCGGCCCUGCCUGAGAGCAUCCCGGCUGCUGGUGGAGUCUGAACAGCUGUGCAGGAGGUCCUGAAGGAGCUGGAUGAGUACUAUGAGAAGUUCAAGCGGGAGACAGACGGCGCCCAGAAGCGGCGGCUGCUGCACUGCAUCCAGCGAGCCCUGAUCCGGAGCCAGGAGCUGGGCGACGAGAAGAUCCAGAUCGUGAGUCAGAUGGUGGAGCUGGUGGAGAACCGGACCAGGCAGGUGGACAGCCACAUGGAGCUCUUUGAGGCCCACCAGGAGCUCGGCGACACCCCGGGCAGCAUCGGCAAGGCCAGCCAAGAGAAGUCGAAGAACGAGACAAUCAGUUCGGCGGAAAAGCCGAACAACAAGCGGUCACGGCGGCAGCGAAACAAUGAGAAUCGCGAGAACGCCUCUAAUAAUCACGAUCACGAUGACAUCAGCUCAGGAACACCAAAGGAGAAGAAGGCGAAAACCUCCAAGAAGAAAAAACGUUCCAAAGCCAAAGCGGAGAGGGAAGCGUCCCCCGCAGACCUCCCCAUCGACCCCAACGAGCCGACGUACUGUCUGUGCAACCAGGUCUCCUACGGGGAGAUGAUCGGCUGCGACAACGACGAGUGCCCCAUUGAGUGGUUCCACUUCUCGUGCGUCGGCCUCAACCAUAAACCAAAGGGCAAGUGGUACUGUCCCAAGUGCCGGGGGGAGAACGAGAAAACGAUGGACAAAGCCUUGGAGAAGUCCAAAAAAGAGCGGGCUUACAACAGGUAGUUUGCAGACAUUUGCUGACGCGGGACAGCCGGACCAGUGUAUUUAUUCCAUCGCCGCCGUGCUGGAGGUGUGGGUGUUGUCAGAUGUAUAUUUUUAAAGGACACUGGCCAAGGGGCCCUUCCUGUCCUUUCCGGGAUGGGGCGGCAGGGGUUCUCGGCCUCUGCUUUCCCUGGCACACAUGUAACCAGGCAGUGGUCUGUGGAUCAGUGUUUUAGAAACUGCAAAUAUAGGUUUGAAUUCAACACUUCA
Molecule: messenger RNA, 2162 nt
Organism: Heterocephalus glaber (naked mole-rat)
Lineage: Eukaryota; Metazoa; Chordata; Mammalia; Rodentia; Bathyergidae
Gene: Ing1
Product: inhibitor of growth family member 1
Biological process (GO): positive regulation of DNA-templated transcription
Cellular component (GO): nucleus
Source: RefSeq, a predicted model, not a curated record